GUACGUUGUAACCGGCGUGGUUAUGGUUUGAUUGUUCGGCUCUUCGUAGUGUAAUUUGUCGGUAUAUUUUUAGCGAAUGAAAGACUCAUUGUGAUUGUGACAUUAUGGAGGAGCCAACCGAGGAAGAAUUAUCGUCAAAUAGACGUGAGAGGACAGUGGAAUUAGUACCUGUUUUGGUUAAGGCGAAUAAAGAAAAAUUUGACGGAUGUGAUAUAGAGAUAAAUACAAAUUCAUUCAAAUUGGGUCGAGGUCCUGACAACAACGGAAUAAUUCUAGACGUUUCGAUCUCUCGAAACCACUGUGUGAUCACAAAAACGGAAAAUGAGUUUGAAAUAGUAGACUUAAGUUCUUCAGGAACAUUGGUAAAUGGAAGGAGAUUAAUUCGGAGCGUGAUUUACCCCCUGAAACUCAACGAUGAACUGGAGUUCGGUGACAAAAAGGAAUUUAUCUACACAUUGAGGAUGUGUCCCAAAGAAGAGAAUCUUGCAGUGAAAAAACCGGAAAUGGAGGUAGACCUGAUAAAGCAGUUGUCGGAGAGACAGAAUAUAUUCGAGGAGUGCCAGGAGGCUCAAAUAAAGGAGAUAGAGGAUAAAAUAUUUCUGAAGCAGAAUCAAACUGAGGAAUUGACGAGUCGUCUUAACGAAUUGAGGAAACAGAAGGAGGUGGUCCAGGGAGAGUCAUUGGAGAAGAACAAUCAGAUCAAACUUAUGGAGGAGCAGAUCCAAGCCUCCAACGAUAAUCAGUCCCAGCUCCAGGAGGACCUGAAGCAGCUGGUGGACUCGAUGACUGAUGAGAGGAGGCAGUUUAAGGUGAUGCUCUUGGAGGAGAGGCGAAAAUGGCAGGAGGCCCUGAACAUGCGGAAGCAGGAGAGGGAGGCCUUCAAGAAGAACAUGGCUGAGCAAAUGAUGAACUGGAAGGAGCAGCAAUUGGCUGUUGUGGCCAGUGAGAAGGAGACACUUCAGAAAAAAUUGGAGGAGACUGAGAAGGCUCUUAAAGAACAAGCUGCUGUUGCUGAACAAUUCAGAAAUCAAUCAGUGUUACUUUCGGGAGUGACCCCGAAAAAAGACUGUUCCCUUUACAAACUGAAUAGCAACAACGGAGAUAAAAAGCGUGAAGUGCUAGAGACAAUAGAUUUAACAGGGGAAAAUGCCCCCUCGACCUCCAGUAAAGGCGCAGAGGUUGGAAAUAAGAUCAUGACUGCCAUAGACGAACAGUUCACGUGUAGCAUCUGCACGGAGCUCUUCGUCAUGGCUACAACACUUAACUGCACCCACACUUUCUGCUUCCAUUGUAUUCGAACUUGGAGGAAUAAAAAGCGAUAUUGUCCCAUUUGUUGGUCUCCCAUCAAAUCGAUGAAUAGAGCUCUGGUGGUGGAUAAUUUCAUUGACGAGGCUGUUGCUAAUCUAUCUCAGGAGGAACAGGAAAGCAGGACACAGCUGCUGAAAGAGAGGCGAGACCUUGAGGCCGCCUUGGGGAUCUCACCCUCUCGACAAAGUGCGACCAAGAGAGGUGCUACAGACAGAGCUGUCCAACAGGCUCGAGGGGCACCUGUGCCCCAGCUGAAUCUACCUGGAACAUCGGCUUCCAAUGAACCUCAAGCACAAACUCCACGUCAAGGUCGAAGGCGAAGUCGAAAUCAAUAUUCAAGUCAAUCUCGAACUUACGUUACAUAUCUACCUCAACCAGAAGCUCCAAAUCAACCUUCACUAGUAACCAACAAUCAUCCAGCGCACAAUCAAGCAUUCGCCCAGGAUUCGAUUCGAGUAGUUAUGCAGCACGCAAUGCAUCAAAUGCGAUUUCCAAUGCGCAAUGCUGCCAUGCUACCAGCGCUAAUACAGCGUACAGUACAACUGGCAAGAAUGCCAGCUCCACCUCAGGUGCAGAGGGCUCCAUCACCGCCUCCUUCAGCACCACAAUACCAAACGCCCAGACGAAGAUAAAGAGAAAGACAGUUUUGUUUAGUGAAUGAAUGUUAAACAAAUGUAUGAUAGAAAGCACUCAAUUCUAUGAUUCAGAUUUACAAGUUAGUAUUGUUUGCCUUUAAACAGUGAUGACAAAUAAAUAUUUUUUAUACUUCCUCGUCAGUAACUUGGUAGCAAAAAAGAAUUAAUAA
Diachasmimorpha longicaudata is the source of this 2113-nucleotide messenger RNA. RefSeq names its product E3 ubiquitin-protein ligase RNF8-like. Bases 105 to 1940 code for a protein of 611 amino acids. Gene Ontology annotation, biological process: protein monoubiquitination; DNA damage tolerance. Lineage: Eukaryota; Metazoa; Arthropoda; Insecta; Hymenoptera; Braconidae. The record is from RefSeq and is a predicted model, not a curated record. The transcript is spliced from 4 exons. Gene Ontology annotation, molecular function: single-stranded DNA binding; metal ion binding; protein binding. Gene Ontology annotation, cellular component: nucleus; Rad6-Rad18 complex.